CAUAAGAGUACUACCGUCGAUCUAUCCAACGCCCUCACCGCCCCGAUAGAUGCCCGGAUUCUGCCGCAGAAAAAUGCGAAUGUCCGGCAGCCAACUUCUCCUCAUCCAGACUGGCAAUCUCAGAAAGCCACUUUUCUUUCAAUUGAGAAUCCCUACACCAGAUCAGCUCGGACGUCACUGAACCGGCUCCAACCGCAAUUUAAAAAUGGCCUCUGCAGCGCCAUCCGUCCCCCCUUCCCUCACUCUUCCCCCCUCGCAGUUCGCCCGACUCCAACCUCACGCCUAUCUCCUCGCCCACCUCUCACCUCCCGCAUCGAGCAACCAGCCUUCCAUCCGAGCAAAUGGCCGCGCCCCCUCGCAAUUCCGCGUCACCUCCGCCAACACCGGCUCCCUGACUCACACAAAUGGCAGCGCAGUCGUAAGAGUGGGCGAUACGACCGCUGUAUGCGGCGUCCGAGCGGAAAUCCUCCCCACAGACGACAUCGCCUCGUGGAGCGUGUCGCAUUCAUCAUCGUCUACAAACAAGCGUCGGAAGCUUACCAACCCCACCCAAAAGCCUACUCAGGACGACAACGAAGAGGAGGAUCCUGAAGACGAAUCGCACAUCCAACAACUUAACCUUCUCGUGCCGAACCUUUCGCUGAGCACCGGCUGCGCACCGGGGUUUAUUCCCGGCGCACCCCCGUCGGCAUUAGCGCAGUCCCUGUCUCACCAGAUCCUGAACCUGUUGCAUAGCACGAAACUGGUUCGCGCGGAGGAUCUACGGAUUUGGUACCAGCCGCCUAAUCUGGGGCAAGAGGACCUGGAACGGCACAAUGAAUCCGAGCAGAUGGAUGUGGAUACGGAACGCGGGGAGGAGGUCGGCAAGGACAAGGAGAUCAAGGCAUUCUGGGUGCUUUACAUUGAUAUCAUGAUUAUCUCGUUGGCCGGAAAUCCAUUUGAUGCUGCUUGGGCUGCGGUGUUGGCUGCACUGCGUGACACGAAGCUGCCGAGGGCGUGGUGGGAUGUUGAUAAUGAGAUGGUUGUAUGCUCAGAUGCGGUUUCCGAGUCUCGAAGGCUGUCUUUGCGCGGUCUGCCUGUUGCCAGCUCGUUCUCUGUGUUUGAGGCUGAUGCGGCGGCUGGGUGGAGGGCGGUUAUUGUCCCGGACGCUGAGGAGGAGAAGAAAAUCGAGGAAAGUGCCAGGAAGGGUAUCCAGCGGAGGUGGAUUCUGGCUGAUCCUGAUGGAUAUGAGGAAGGACUGACACAGGAACGGGUCUGCAUUGUGGUUGAUAAGGAGCAAGGUGGGAAGGGUAAGACAGUUAUCGUGAAGAUGGAGAAGAAUGGAGGGUGGGCAGUGGAUGGAAAAGAGUUGAAGGCGCUGGUUGACGUCUCCGCGCAAAGAUGGGAGGAAGUGAAACACAUUCUUGAACAGUGUUGAUCAAUAUUCUAUCUGGAAAGUGGCUAAUGCUACAUGCAAUGAUACCAUGUCCGUCGUUA
Messenger RNA from Aspergillus sclerotioniger CBS 115572, 1476 nucleotides. RefSeq names its product 3' exoribonuclease family protein. NCBI's taxonomy places the organism in Eukaryota, Fungi, Ascomycota, Eurotiomycetes, Eurotiales, Aspergillaceae. The record is from RefSeq and is a predicted model, not a curated record. The transcript has a single exon. Gene Ontology annotation, biological process: exonucleolytic trimming to generate mature 3'-end of 5.8S rRNA from tricistronic rRNA transcript (SSU-rRNA, 5.8S rRNA, LSU-rRNA); U5 snRNA 3'-end processing; U4 snRNA 3'-end processing. Gene Ontology annotation, cellular component: nuclear exosome (RNase complex); cytoplasmic exosome (RNase complex). Bases 206 to 1417 code for a protein of 403 amino acids.